GCGGCCACGGCCAUGCAGUUCUUCACCAAGGGCUACCAGGAGACCAUCGCAGAUGUCCUGAAUGAUGCUAUAUUUGAUGAAGACCAUGACGAGAUGGUGAUUGUGAAGGAUAUAGACAUGUUUUCCAUGUGUGAACACCACCUGGUUCCAUUUGUUGGAAAGGUCCAUAUCGGUUACCUUCCUAACAAGCAACUCCUUGGCCUCAGCAAACUUGCGAGGAUUGUAGAAAUCUAUAGCAGAAGACUACAAGUCCAAGAGCGCCUUACGAAACAAAUUGCUGUGGCAAUCACGGAAGCCUUGCAGCCUGCUGGCGUUGGGGUCGUGGUCGAAGCAACGCACAUGUGUAUGGUCAUGCGAGGUGUGCAGAAGAUGAACAGCAAAACUGUGACCAGCACGAUGCUGGGUGUGUUCCGGGAAGACCCAAAGACGCGGGAAGAGUUUCUGACGCUCAUUAGGAGCUGAGCUCCGGCAGGUGCAGGUGGGCUGCGGGCAGGACCGCUGGCCUGGUCUGUGUGGUCGUGUUUGUACAUUUCAUCUUCAGUUGUCACAGACGAUGUGAACCUCAUGUCUUGUCACUAAUUGUAUUUAAAAAUUAUUUCUAGAAAGUCAAAUAAAA
Carlito syrichta (Philippine tarsier) is the source of this 616-nucleotide messenger RNA. It is a transcript of the gene GCH1, whose product is annotated as GTP cyclohydrolase 1. Lineage: Eukaryota; Metazoa; Chordata; Mammalia; Primates; Tarsiidae. Gene Ontology annotation, biological process: tetrahydrofolate biosynthetic process; tetrahydrobiopterin biosynthetic process. Gene Ontology annotation, molecular function: GTP cyclohydrolase I activity; GTP binding; zinc ion binding. Gene Ontology annotation, cellular component: cytoplasm. The record is from RefSeq and is a predicted model, not a curated record. The transcript is spliced from 6 exons. The coding region runs from base 13 to 462 and encodes 149 amino acids.